This is a messenger RNA of Peniophora sp. CBMAI 1063, 3123 nucleotides long. The record is from the annotation of a GenBank genome assembly. NCBI's taxonomy places the organism in Eukaryota, Fungi, Basidiomycota, Agaricomycetes, Russulales, Peniophoraceae.
AUGAGCGGUCCAGUGCGGAAUCACUCGCGCCGGCUGCGCGCUACUGCGCUCGCCUCGCCCUACGCGAAGAAAGCCGCCACCGCCCAGCCAAAGUCGUCUGGCUGGUCCAUCGGUGGGAUUCUGAGCGCUUUGAACCCGUUUAAGCGGGCGCAGAGUAAUGAGACGGAUGAGGACGAUUAUGAGGCUCAGCAGCGAGGGGAGGAGGAAGAGUAUGAGGAGGACGAGAGGCCGUAUACGCCUCCGCCGCCGGCUGCGGCGCUCAGCAUGCGCGGGCGCGAGAUGGCCGGCGAGACGCCUUCGCGGCCGAUCGACAUUGACGCGCUCUCAGAGGCGGCUUCUCCGGGCGCCCAGAGUAAUAAUGCGGAAGUCGUCGCGCGGUAUUUGGCCGAGAGCAAGGGACGCUCGUUGGCUGAACAGGAGAUACAUACGCUUGUCUCGCUUUUGCGAUCACCUACUCACGACCAACCACAACCACCGCGCAAACUCGCACUCUCACCCGCGCCCUCUCCCUCCGCCCUGCGCGCCGCGGCUCCCCUCCCAUUCUCAUUCGCCACCCCGCCCUCCCCCGCACCCGCCAACCCCUUCGACUUUUCCUCCAUCUCCCAAACCCAAACCCAAUCCCAACAGGAACAAAAGCCGAAACGGACGAUCCCGCGCGACCCCAACGCGCCCAUCUACAAGUUCACGGGCGCGGGCUCGGCGAAGCAGAACGGCGCUGCGAGGCCCAGGACGCGGUAUGUGAGUCCUGCAUUCGGGAGUCCCGCGAGAAGUAGGGCGCAAGGGGCGGGUAUUGCGCUCAGUCCGCCGCCGGUGCAGAAGGGCGAUGCGAAGAGGCGCAAGCUGGAGGAGCGCAGCGCGAACGCCGGUCCUGCGUCCCCGGCAAAGUCCGCCAGCCCCGCGAAGGAGAAGGAAAAGGCGAAGGAGGACGAGCCGCAGAUGCCCGCGACGCCCCGCCCGCGUCACGCGGUGGCCGUCGUGCGCGCCGGGAUGGGCGCGCCGGCUGUGCCGAGUCCGCUGAGGAACGGAUGGCACGCGAGUCCGGAUAGUUCGCCUGGGUCGCCGACGUCUGCGAAGAAGCCUGCAACGAUCACGAACGGGAAUGGGAAUGGGAUAUCCGGAUUGGGCAUGAGCAACGGGUUGAUGACGCCGAACAAGCCGACGCGCGCUUCGUCCUCUGUCAAUGGCAAUGGCAACCGAUCGCCGAUGUCGAUGUCGAUGUCGCCCGCCCGAUCUCUCAGCGGCGACGACAAGGAGAAGCCGAGAAGUACACCGACGAAAGCCGCCGCCACGCUCUCGGCUUUAAUCGCAGAGACGGCGCCGCCGCCGCCGCCGCGCCCGGAAGUCGCGAACCCGUAUCAGGCGGCGCUGCCGGCGCGGGUGCAGACGAAGAGGCCGGCGAGGAAGAGGAAGGUUGAGGAUAUUUCCAAGGCGAAAUCUGCGGAGGAGGGAGAGAAGAAGGAUGAUGAUGGGAAGGGUGGGGAGAAAGGCACGAAGGAAGAGGAGAUCGGGCUGGACAGGAUUAUCGAAGCGACGGCGCCCAAAGGCUCCAAACGCGCGCGUCCGCCGCCCGAUCUCGCCGCCGCACCCAAGCCUUCAUCCAUCAACGAACCGCGCCGUAGCGCCCGGUUGAAGUCACCCGAACCUUCCGUCCCGGCGGCCAAACAGACGUACCGCUCGCUGUUCGAGGACAAGGAGAAGCCCAAGCCGAAUGGGAAGCCGGUUGUGGAGGAGGUUAUGGAUGAGGAGGAGGAGGACGAGAUUGUGGAGAUGAGUCCGCCGAAGAAGGCGAAGACGACGUCGAGUUCGGCUUUCGGCGCUUCGCCGAGUCCCUUCGGUGCCGCUACGGGCGCUACCGCUGCGACUUCAUUCGGCACUGCACCUUCCGGACCGCCCAAGUCCGGCGGCUUCGGCGGACUAGGCAACGGUCUGCCCUCUUCGAAACCGACGUCGACGUCGACGUUCUUCGCGCCUACAUCUCAAGACCACAUCGUCGUGGAAGAAGUCUCUGCUCCCCCGUCGCUUUCGUCUGCGCCGGGUCUGGUGGCGAAGCCGACGGAGGUGAUCGAGCCUGAGGAUGCGACGGGCAAGAAGGAGAGCGGAGCGGGCAAGGGCAAGCCGCCGGCCUUCGCGCCGAGGGCGCCGAGUAAGCUUAGGUUUGCAACUGUUGCGGAUGAGGAGAGGGAGGCCGAGGAGAAGGAAAAGGAGAAGGAGAAGUUGACUGCUGCGCCGCCCCCGCCGUUGUUCGACGCGAAGUUAUUCGCGAGCACUGUGGCGUCUGCCGCCGCCGCCGCUUCUUCGACCACUUCCACUUCCACCCCAUCUUCAGGCCAUGCAGCCGCCGCAAAGCAGAAAGACCCGAAAGCGGCCGCGCUGGCUAUGGCCGUUCCGGAUACGUACCUCCCGGCGUUCACGUUCCACGUCGUAUCCGCGCCCGGUCCUAUCACUCCCUCCACGAGCGGAUCUAUGGAUGUCGACCGCCCUGAGCUGGCGAAGGAUGAGAAGGCGAAGGAGGCGGCGAGGAGGGUUGGGAAGGAGACGCUGCCGUUGUUCAGCUUUAACGCCAGUUUACCGGCGAGUUCGCCGGGUGCUGGGCCGAGCAAGCUCUCCUCAACUUCCUCAAGCGGUGGAGGUGGAGGUGGGGGGUUCAACUGGGCUGCGGCGGGGAUAAAAGCGCCCGCGAAAGAUGUUGGGGGGUGGACGUGCGGGACGUGUAUGGUGCCUAACAAAGCUGGCGCGGGGAAGUGCGUUUCUUGCGAGGAGCCUGCGCCCAAGUCCGCCUCCUCUUCUUCCGCGGCUGGCACGAAUGGUGCGAGUGCUGGGGGAGGAGGAUUCAACUGGGCCGCCGCGGGCAUGAAAGCUCCCGCGAAGGAUGUUGGGGGGUGGACGUGCGGGACGUGUAUGGUGCCCAACAAGUCCGACGCGGCGAAGUGCGUCUCUUGUGAGGAGCCGGCACCCAAGUCCACCUCUUCCACCUCCUCUACGAGUGGUGGAGGCUUCAACUGGGCCGCCGCGGGCAUGAAAGCGCCCGCGAAGGACGUGGGCGGGUGGACGUGUGGCGUUUGUAUGGUUCCGAAUAAGGCGGGGGCGGGGAAGUGCGUUGCUUGUGAUUCUGAUCGCGCUUGA